AUGGACUGGGUUUGCUUCACCGAACCACUAAUCUUCGGCGACAAUAACACCAUCUCGGAUGGGGAUGAUGGCGAUUUCGACGAGAACUGGGAAGACAGUUGGGUCGUCUGUCCAAUACCGAGCAAUUCCUCGUCUAGUUCGACCUUUUCAACGACGGCGACGAAAACAACGAGUGAGAACCAGCCGGAGCCUACGGCAUCUCCGCGCGAAAGCGAUCCAAUGCAGAACAAAGUCGACUAUUACGGUGGUUUGGACCGGAAGACGGAGCAUGCGCGCAUGGACAGCGCCAUCAACGACUUUUGCAGUGCAUUGGGUAGCUCGGAUGACGUCUUCAAAGAAGACUACUUCGAGUCGUCAACCUUCACAUUCUACCAUAGUUCAAGAACUGGUGUUCACAUCCUCAUAUCUCUCAGCGUUGACAAAAGCUGUCAGUUCAAGUAUAGCUACUACUUGUGCCGCAAAUCCCCGGAGGUUCCCGUUAACAGCUGUCAAUGCCGAGGUGUGAGCGGAAAGCAAGGCGGUUUCUUUAAUAACGACUGGUACGAGUGGAGGAUUAGUCUGCAAACGGUUUUCUGA
Alternaria rosae is the source of this 576-nucleotide messenger RNA. RefSeq lists its product as uncharacterized. Bases 1 to 576 code for a protein of 191 amino acids. Lineage: Eukaryota; Fungi; Ascomycota; Dothideomycetes; Pleosporales; Pleosporaceae. The transcript has a single exon. The record is from RefSeq and is a predicted model, not a curated record.